AUGGGUGGUACCCUUUCAUUCAAUCCAAUAUUCAACCUCACAUUUUCCUUUUUCCUCGUCACCAUUACCACCACCGUAAUUUUCAUUGUUGCCGACGCCGACGACGAUUCUAGAGAAUCUCCCCCUUCAUUCCCCAGUUUCCAAAACUCAACGAAUAGGGUACCAUCCACCAACGGCAUAUCGACAGGAAACUCCAACAAUUUGAACAGAAAAUCAGAGCCAUUAAAGCCAAGCACGAUUAUCGUGGUUGGUGUCUUAACCACCUUGUUCUCUCUUACAUUUAUUUUCCUUCUUUACAUCAAGCAUUGCAUCCAUAGGAAUAACGAAAACCAAUCCCAUCAAGAAGGUGAACCACUGCAGAGAAAUGACUCUGGCAUUGAUCGUGGUGUUGUGGAAAAGCUACCGAUUUUUCGAUUUGGAUCGCUAAGAGGACAAAAAGAAGGGUUGGAUUGUGCAGUUUGCUUGAACAGGUUCGAGCACACAGAUGUUCUUCGUUUGCUUCCAAUCUGCAAUCAUGCUUUCCAUGUAGAUUGUGUAGACAAGUGGUUCGAUGCGCAUUCAACUUGCCCUCUUUGUCGCAAUAGGGUGGAGCUUAAAGACAUCGUCCCGAGGGAACAAUUACAAGAACAAGGAGAAAGAGAUGAACUAGUGGAGGAUAUUGAGAGAGGAACCUUUCGGAGAGUCUCGGGGAGGCACUCGUCGGUGUUGGGGGAAAGAGAAGGUGGCUUCUUGGAGAUUAUUACACAUAAUUCAAAUGAGAAAAAGAAUAAAAAAAUGAAGUCAUCUAGUAGCACCAGGUCAUUUCACAGUUCUUCUAGAAGCUUCGGGGGCUUCGUUCGCCCAAGAAAGGACAAAACAUUAAUGGUAAGGCAAGGGCAAGAAGGUAAUUUUAGUAAUAAUAACAACAGAGGUAGUAACGCAGAGCACCAUAGGUUGCAGCACCAAAUUAUUAUUGAUUCACCAGUGGCCUCUUUCGUUAGUUCUAACGGUAAAGGAGAGUCAUCAUCAUCACAUCCGCAUCAUAGAUGGAGUGAAGUUCCACAAUCGGAUCUUUUGUACUUGACUUCUGAGAUGAUAAUCAAUGAUGCUGCUUCUUCUGUACCUGGGGAAAGAAGAGCAACUCAUAACCACAUCGUUAGCAAUGAGAAUAAGAAUAAUGGCGGUUUGAAGAAUUUGAGGAGUUUUUCAGAGGUUACGGGAAUGAGUAGGUUCUUAGGAGGAAGCAAAGGAAAAGAAGAUGGCAAUCAACACUCUGUCGGGGUUGCUACAAGGUGGUCAGCUUGGAGCUCAAGGUCACAACGACCGCGAGCAAAUGUUCAGUUGGGAUCAUAG
Arachis stenosperma is the source of this 1332-nucleotide messenger RNA. RefSeq names its product RING-H2 finger protein ATL43-like. Bases 1 to 1332 code for a protein of 443 amino acids. NCBI's taxonomy places the organism in Eukaryota, Viridiplantae, Streptophyta, Magnoliopsida, Fabales, Fabaceae. The record is from RefSeq and is a predicted model, not a curated record. The transcript has a single exon.